Molecule: messenger RNA, 2214 nt
Organism: Sesamum indicum (sesame)
Lineage: Eukaryota; Viridiplantae; Streptophyta; Magnoliopsida; Lamiales; Pedaliaceae
Product: Leucine-rich repeat (LRR) family protein
Molecular function (GO): protein binding
Source: RefSeq, a predicted model, not a curated record
CUCUUCUAUUCUGAAUCAAUUUCCCCCAAUAAAAACCUCACGUAAAUCCGAAUUCUUUAGAUAUAGAAGCCCCGACUAAAAUUGGAAAAGCUAGGAUCAAUGGAGAGUUUUUUGGUGCGCAUGUGCAUCGAGGCAGCGACGGAGAGCGCCGCCGCCGUCGAGAAGUGGCGGAGGCAGCGGCGAACUCUUGAGAGCAUGCCAUCUCAUCUAGCCGAGGCUCUUCUCCGUCACCUACUCCGCCGCCGCCUCCUUUUUCCUUCUCUACUGGAAGUUUUCAAAUACAGUGUCGAGGAAAUUGAUUUGAGAGGUGAGAGCUGUGUAGAUGCAGAAUGGAUGGCAUACUUGGGGGCAUUCCGAUACUUGCGUUCAAUUAUUCUUGCAGACUGCAAUAGAAUCAAUAAUUCAGCCCUCUGGAGUAUAACAGGCAUGGCAAAUUUAAAGGAGGUGGACCUUUCAAGAUGCUCCAAGGUAACAGAUGCUGGCAUUAGACACCUAUUAUCAGUUCCAGCCCUCGAGAAAUUAUGCAUUUCAGAAACAGGUGUUACUGCAGACGGUGUCGCUGGUCUCGCUUCACUGACCAACUUAUUUAUGUUGGACCUGGGCGGUUUACCUGUAACUGAUUCAGCUUUGAGUUCUCUCCAGGUUCUCAAAAAGUUGAAACAUUUAGAGCUUUGGGGCAGUGAAAUAUCUAAUGAAGGAGCAGUUCUUCUCAAGACGUUUCCAAGCUUGAGUUCCUUGAAUCUGGCUUGGACCAACGUAACAAACUUGCCAAAUUUGUCUUCUCUUGCAUAUCUAAACAUGAGUAACUGCACCAUACAUUCUCUCUUUGAAGGAGAAGGUCAUAAAGCUUGUUUGGAGAAACUUGUACUAUCUGGAGUUACAAUGACUAAUGUUUCUGAAGCCUUCCAAUAUGUUGAAACAAGUAAACUUUGUUUCUUGGAUUUGUCCAGCUCUUCCCUUCAGUCAUUCAGCUUUCUGCAUUCCAUGAGUGCACUUACCAAUUUGAACCUGUGUGAUACUGCACUGGUUGACGAUUCAAUCGAACACAUUGCAUAUAUAGGAGCAAAUCUAAGAUAUUUGAAUCUCAGCCAUACAAAAGUAACUUCUGAAGGUAUUGGAGCAUUGGCUGGACAUGUUCCUAACCUUGAGAUAGUAUUACUGUCUGGCACACACAUUGACGAUACGGCUGUCUCAUAUAUUAGCGUGAUGCCAUCGCUCAAAGCCAUCAACCUGAGCAAAACAAACGUGAAAGGUCUGAUUCACCAGGAAAGUGAUGUUUCUGACGGCAUCCCAACAUUUGCUGCCCUGCAAAAUCUUAGCCAUUUAGAAAGGUUGGACUUGGAGGAGAUACAUAUUAAGGAUGCAGCACUGCAUCCUCUGACAAACUUGGGCAGAUUGAGCUAUCUAUCUCUGCGAAGUGUCUCCCUCACGGAUGCAUCUUUAUACCAUGUUUCAUCUGCUCUAAAGUUGGUAUAUCUGGGUGUUCGUGAUGCUGUGUUGACUGAUUCUGGGCUCAAUUGUUUCAUUCCUCCUCCAACAUUGGAAGUGCUUGAUCUCAGGGGCUGCUGGCUAUUGACGAAGGAUGCACUCUCACUUUUCUCUCAUAAGCAUCCUCAAAUUGAGAUUAGGCAUGAGCUUAUCGAGACACUAGACAAACGAAAUUUCCAGUAUCCAUCUACAUCAUGCACAACUACGAAGAACUCGCAACAUAAGCGCAGGCAGGGCAAGCCGUCCACUUCACCUCUCAGGUCUGAUGAGAUUUUUCUAGAUCAAAGGCUGAAAUAUAGUAGAGAAGAAUUAUUAGCUUUGCAAUUUUCAUCUGCGACAGUUUCGCCUUCAACUCAUCAAGGUAAUCCGAGACCUUAAUAUGACAGUGGCUGGAUCUGACUCAGGUUCUUAACAAUUAAAUGUGCCUGUGCCUCCGAGGGAAAGCGUGAAUUAUGUGUAGGUUUCUACUUCUAGGACACCAUGUUGUAUGCAGAAGUUGAUUAAAGAAAAGUGCUAUUAUUCCCUGCAUCAGUCAAGCUGAAGUAUCCCGACGAUUUUGUACUUAUAGAUAAUGCUCUUUUUUGCACUUCUUUUCUGUGUGAUAAUGCAAGCGCGGGGUUCGUAGUCGAUGUGAUAUUAAAUAGAGACAAAAUUCAUUUUUCGUCCAAUUACUAUAGGGAUGCUAAGUUUUUCGUCCGUUUGCUAUUCUAAAAAUAGAUUUAGUUC